UGUAGCUGUAUUUCUAGAGGCUUCUUCACUCCUCACAAUUAUAGCACUCUGAUUCCACUUUAACUGCUUGGAUUCCAUCCUAUAGUAUCUUAGGAUUUACAGUUCAGGAAAGAACAUUUAUAUCUCUCAGACUGAGAGCUCCUUUGAUACCCUAGACCAAGCUACAAAUCCCAAGAUUACUUAGGAUGCAAUCCCAGCAGUUAAAAUGUAGUUAUAAUGCUGUAAUUGUGUGGUGUAACCAGACAAUGGCUUGAGCAUUGGCCUUGGACUCUGGAGAUCGGGGUUCAAAUCCGAGCUCAGCCAGGAAACCCACUGGGUGACUUUGGGCAAGUCACACUCUCUCAGCCUUAGAGGACAGCCAGGACAAACCCCUUCUGAAGAAACUUGCCACAAAAAGCCCAUGAUUGGGUCGCCUUAGGGUCGCCAUAGUUGGAAACGACUUGAAGGCACACAACAACAACAAAAGGACUUUCGGCUGCAAGUGGGAAUCAAGCAGCUCAUAAUAUUGUGUUAGGUAGACAACACAGCCAAUGGGGAGGGAUGCUGGAAAUUGCAGUCCAGCAACAUCUGGAGAGCUUUAUAAUUCCAAUCUCUGUUGCAGGCAAAUGUCAUGUACUGACCCUCUUUUUAAUUUUUUAAAAAUUGAACUACAGGCUGUAAACAAACAGGCCAUGAUGUACUGGUUGCAGCAGCUGCAAAUAAAACGUUGGGAGUUCUGCACUAACCAGGCUCAGGCUUGUGUGGCAGAUGAGGCAGUUCUUCCCUGUUCUGUCAGUGCGGUUCAGCUUAAUGAUACUGAUGCAGAACAUGCAUUUUUACCUUCUGUGAAAACUCCCACUGAUGACAUAAAACACAGUGCAUAGUCUUUGUGGCAACCGGCAGAACCGAGGAGACAGUGAUAUGCUUGGUUUCAUGGAGAGUAAUGAUAAUCCUGAACAUGUAGCUGAUGAAGACCACAGGGAAACAGAAAGUGAGAAUGCAGCUGAGAUGCAAAAGGAUACAAGAAUGAAGCUCAAAUCACCUAUGGUUAGAAAGAUGAAAAAGAUGAACAGUGGUUUCCCUUGCUUUGCUGAAGGGACAGGACAGGAGAAAGUCACUUCUCUCCAGCACCAAGUUUUAGUUCUUGAAGAAGAAGUGAAAUCUCAGAAGGAACUGGUUAAACUUCUCCACAAAGCUCUGGAGGCAGCCCAGCAAGAGAAACGAGAGUCCUGCAGGUACCUGACCACAGCAAAGGAGAAAGACAGGCUGGAAUUAGUGCGGCACAAAGUCAGGCAGAUUGCUGAAUUGAACAAGCAGGUGGAAGUCCUGGAGAUGGAGAGGAAGGAGCUGAAGCAGAGCCUUGCUGUGAAUGAAGAGCACAUCCAGGAGCUGAAAGCCCAUGUGCAGCUCUUGAUGGACAAGAACCAGGCCAAGCAACAGGUCAUCCUGAAGCUGACAGAGCAACUGACCAGAAGCAUGCCUGAUUCCAUUACAGAAGCAGAUCUUCUUGCCGCAGAGACCCUGUACAAGCAGCAGGAAGAGAUUGAACAUUUGAAGGAUGAUUUAGAAGCCUACAAGACCCAGAACCAAUUCCUGAACUCUGAAAUCCACCAGGUUACUAAAAUCUGGAGUACAGUGGCACAGAGAGAGAAGACCCUCCUGAUGAAGUGUGCCCGUCUGCAAGCCCACAACUGCCAAAUAGAGAGCAAGUAUCUAAUGACUCUGCGGAGGCUGCAGGACCUACCGGAUUUAGCCAGUGAACACAAGGAAAUGGUGAAGGGACUCAUACAGGAGGCACUUCAGUGGGAUGUGAAAGAAGAAACCAUGAUACCUAUUCAGCUGAACCCAAUCAAUCAAUAUGAUGAUUAUGGGUUUAUGACCAUUCCUGAAUAUGAAGCUGGAGACUGGAAACUGCUGGCCAAAAUCCAGGCCUUGGAAAUCAAAUCCAGUAAUCUCUUGAACCAGGAGGGUAUCGAGAAGUCUCUCUCUGAGAGGUGGAACAACCUUGGAGACUUAAGUUCCUCCUCAGAUCUCAAAGCCUUGCUCCGCUGUGGUGUCCCCGUUGAGCACCGUCAGAGGGUAUGGAGGUGGAUUGUGAGCCACCGGGUGCAGCAUAUCCAUUCUCCUGGACAUUACCAAAACUUGCUCAAGAAGUGUGAAGCAGCUGAGCACCCAGCUUCUCAACAGAUUGAGUUGGAUCUGCCCCGCACCCUGAGUAACAACAGACACUUUCUGUCACCUGCCUCUCAGCUUCUUCCCAAACUUCGGAGGGUUUUACUUGCAUUCUCCAGGCAAAACCCUACUAUUGGCUAUUGCCAGGGAUUGAAUAGACUAGCGGCCAUUGCACUGUUGGUCCUAGAAGAGGAAGAAAGUGCUUUUUGGUGCCUGGUUCAUAUCACUGAGAACCUAAUGCCUCCAGAUUACUACAGCAACAUGCUAAUAGGCUCACAAGUGGAUCAAAGAGUCUUCAAAGAUUUCUUGGCAAUGAAACUUCCCAAGCUGACAGCUCACCUGGAGCAUCACCGAAUUGACCUGGCCCUUGUGACUUUCAAUUGGUUUCUGGUCAUAUUUGUUGAUAGUCUUGUCAGUGAUAUUCUCUUCAGAGUCUGGGAUGCCUUUCUUUAUGAAGGUACAAAGGUGAUAUUUCGAUACGCUCUGGCAAUUUUUAAAUACAAUGAAGAAGCAAUAUUGAAGAUUCAGGACAGCUUGGAAAUAUACCAGUAUCUUCGUUUUUUCACUAAAACUAUUUGUGAUGGCAGGAAACUGAUGAACAUUGCCUUCAGUGACAUGAAUCCUUUUCCUAUGAAGCUGCUCCAAAAUCGGCGUGAAGAGUAUAGGCUAAAGCUGGAGGUUGAGAUGAGAGAACUGGAGAGGAUAAAAGCCCAGUAUAUGAGGGAACAGGCAGAACAUACUUCCAGUCACCUGGAUGGAGCUGUGAGUGAGGAUGAUGAAGAAGAAGACAUGUAACACUUGUUCUGUCUUUUCUGUUUGUCUUCAAACAUUUCACUUCCUUUGAAACAAAAGGUGGCCAUUGCCUGUACAGUGGAACACAGGGCACAUAUGCGCAACACAGGGAGAUGUACUGGAUUGCUCUCAGUUGCAUCAGAAAUGUUCACACACUAUGGAAGCUUUGUUCUUACUAAGGUCCUUCGAAGGUCUAUGGUUUGGAGCAAUGUUCGUUAGAUGGUGAAGUCACUCAAGGUCAGCCCAAGUCAUUUUGCUGCCUGAAGCAAAGGACAGAUUGGAAGCCAUCUCUCAUUCCAUAUAUAGAAGCUGUAACAAACAGCUUUGGCCUCUUCCUCACCACUCUACCUUACUUUCAUCUUGAAGUCCAAAGAUGGGCGUAUCAUUCUGCCUUAUGGUAUGGUUGGCACUAAUGUCUCUGCACUGUAAAAUCCUUUUUAUAUUUUUUCUGGGUUGCCUCUGUAUUGUUGUGUCAGUGCAGAAACUCAUCCUUUUGCUC
Messenger RNA from Sceloporus undulatus (fence lizard), 3442 nucleotides. RefSeq names its product TBC1 domain family member 2 (gene TBC1D2). The record is from RefSeq and is a predicted model, not a curated record. The transcript is spliced from 12 exons. Bases 901 to 2946 code for a protein of 681 amino acids. Lineage: Eukaryota; Metazoa; Chordata; Lepidosauria; Squamata; Phrynosomatidae.